This is a messenger RNA of Panthera uncia (snow leopard), 2521 nucleotides long. Its product is annotated as UDP-glucuronosyltransferase 1A1. The transcript has 5 exons. Gene Ontology annotation, molecular function: UDP-glycosyltransferase activity. Bases 640 to 2241 code for a protein of 533 amino acids. Lineage: Eukaryota; Metazoa; Chordata; Mammalia; Carnivora; Felidae. The record is from RefSeq and is a predicted model, not a curated record.
GUUGGACGCUCAGCCGACUGAGCCACCCAGCUACCCCAUGUUCUUUCUAAAAAGACCUAUUCUGCUUUCUAUUUCAUUCCUGAAAAGGAAGUCUAAUUUGUCACCCCAUUGCCUUUUUCUCCCUCUCUGGUGACACUCUCUUGGUCCGUGGAAAUACUCAUCUAAUCCAUUCAAAGGUGCUGGUGCUGCAUUCCCUUCUCUGGCCCCUCAAGAACGGGACCUGAGUGGUUGGAAAAGAAUUCCAGCCAGUCAAACGGUUGUUGUCUAAUGAGAAACCUAGUACGCUCGUCCUGAUCAGCACCCGGUGAUGUAGGGAAGUGUUGAAUCACCGUAUUGUACAUCUGAAAUGAACUGAACUGAAAUUACACUGUAGGUUUGCUAACUGGAAUGAAAAUAAGUACUUGAAAGUAAAUAAAUACAAAAUAAAAAUACUUGCGCGGUGGGGAAAGAGACCUAGAAAAGCUCUUAGCCCUCGUUAGCUGCAAAGGUAAACUUCCGCGAUCUUUAGCUGACUGACAGCGACAGUCAUGUGAUACAAUCAAACAUUAACUUUGAGCGUAGAUUGGUUCUUGCGACAUAUAAGUAGAGGAGGGCAAACUUUUGGCAGGUGAGAGGCUUGGUAGCCGAUACAGGAGAACCAUGGCAGCGAGGUCCCGGGGGCCACGUCCGCUUGUGCUGAGCCUGCUGCUGUGUGCCCUGAAUCCCCUUCUGUCCCAGGGCGGGAAGCUGUUGUUGGUCCCAUUGGACGGCAGCCACUGGCUGAGCUUGUUCGGGGUCAUCCAGCGGCUGCACCAGCGGGGACACGACGUAGUGGUCAUAGCUCCUGAGGCCUCCGUGUACAUUAAAGAAGGAGCGUUUUACACCUUGAAGAGCUACCCCGUCCCAUUCCGGAGGGAGGACGUGGAAGCAUCUUUUACUGGUCUUGGGCUCGAGGUUUUUGGGAAGAAGCCUUUCCUGCAGCAUGUGGUCGAGACAUACAAGAGGGUCAAGAAGGACUCUGCUCUGCUUUUGUCUGCCUGCUCCCACUUACUGUACAACAAGGAGCUGAUGGCCUCCCUGGCGGAAAGCGGCUUCGAUGCCAUGUUGACAGACCCUUUCCUUCCUUGUGGCCCCAUCGUGGCCCUGCGCCUGGCACUGCCUGUCGUGUUCUUCUUGAACUCACUGCCAUGCGGCCUAGAUUUUCAAGGUACCCGCUGUCCCAGCCCACCAUCCUAUGUGCCCAGGGUUCUGUCCCUUAACUCAGAUCACAUGACUUUCCUCCAGCGGGUGAAGAACAUGCUCAUUCUUGUGUCAGAGGGCUUCCUGUGCAAUGUGGUUUAUUCCCCAUAUGCAUCACUUGCUUCGGAAGUCCUUCAGAAAGAUGUGACUGUCCAGGACCUUAUGGGCUCCGCAUCGGUCUGGCUUUUCAGAAGUGACUUUGUAAAGGAUUACUCCAGGCCCAUCAUGCCCAACAUGGUUUUUAUUGGUGGGAUCAACUGUGCCAGCAAAAAGCCACUGUCCCAGGAAUUUGAAGCCUAUGUUAAUGCUUCUGGAGAACACGGAAUUGUGGUUUUCUCUUUGGGCUCCAUGGUCUCAGAGAUUCCCAAGGAGAAAGCUAUGGAAAUUGCUGAUGCUUUGGGCAAAAUACCUCAGACAGUCCUGUGGCGGUAUACUGGCACUCCACCACCAAAUCUUGCGAAGAACACAAUACUUGUCAAGUGGCUUCCCCAGAAUGAUCUGCUUGGUCACCUGAAGGCUCGUGCCUUCAUCACACAUUCUGGCUCCCAUGGCAUAUACGAGGGGAUAUGCAACGGUGUUCCCAUGGUGAUGCUGCCCUUAUUUGGUGAUCAGAUGGACAACUCCAAGCGCAUGGAGACCCGGGGGGCUGGAUUGACCUUGAACGUCUUGGAAAUGACUUCUGAAGAUUUAGCAAAUGCCCUAAAAGCUGUCAUCAAUGACAAAAGCUACAAGGAGAACAUCAUGCGCCUGUCCAGCCUGCACAAGGACCGCCCCAUCGAGCCCAUGGACCUGGCUGUGUUCUGGGUAGAGUUCGUGAUGAGGCACAAGGGGGCCCUGCACCUGCGCCCUGCAGCCCACGAUCUCACCUGGUACCAGUACCACUCUGUGGACGUGAUCGGCUUCCUCCUGGCCAUUGUACUGGGCGUUGUCUUCAUCAUGUACAAAUGCUGCGCCUUCGGCUGCCGGAAGUGCUUUGGGAAAAAAGGACGAGUUAAGAAAUCUCACAAGUCUAAGACACACUGAGAGGUGGGUGGGAAGUGAGGUGACCCAAAGUGGCAACCAGAGGCAACGUUAAAUUUAUGUUAUGCUUAUUCAAGAAAUACUUAGCCCUAAGGGAGAUACCCCCGUGUUUUUUUUUUUUUAAAUAGAAACAAUCUAGGGGCGCCUGGGCGGUUCAGUCAGUUAAGCAUUUGACUCUUGAUUUUGGCUCAGGUCAUGAUCUCACGGUUGUGAGGUCAAGCUCCGAGUUGGGCUCUGCACUGAGCGUGGAGCCUGCUUGGGAUUCUCUGUCUGCCCCUCCCCU